This is a messenger RNA of Eimeria acervulina, 1434 nucleotides long. Its product is annotated as Calcium-dependent protein kinase, related. Bases 1 to 1434 code for a protein of 477 amino acids. Gene Ontology annotation, molecular function: ATP binding; calcium/calmodulin-dependent protein kinase activity; calcium-dependent protein serine/threonine kinase activity. NCBI's taxonomy places the organism in Eukaryota, Apicomplexa, Conoidasida, Eucoccidiorida, Eimeriidae. Gene Ontology annotation, cellular component: nucleus; cytoplasm. The transcript has 10 exons. Gene Ontology annotation, biological process: intracellular signal transduction; peptidyl-serine phosphorylation; protein autophosphorylation. The record is from RefSeq and is a predicted model, not a curated record.
AUGACGCCUGGCAUGUACAUCGUGCAGCAGCGCGGACAUCUGAGCGAUCGAUAUCAACGCGUAAAGAAGUUGGGUAGCGGUGCGUACGGCGAAGUGUUAUUAUGCAAAGACAAACAGACAGGAGCAGAAAGAGCAAUUAAAAUUAUUAAGAAAUCUUCCGUCUCUGCCCCCAACAGCGGCGCUCUCUUAGAAGAAGUUGCAGUACUUAAACAGCUCGACCACCCGAAUAUCAUGAAGUUGUACGAGUUCUUUGAAGAUAAAAGAAACUACUAUUUGGUUAUGGAAGUUUAUGGAGGCGGCGAACUGUUUGACGAAAUUAUAUCUCGACAGAAGUUCUCGGAAGUAGAUGCAGCAGUAAUCAUGAAGCAAGUGUUGAGCGGUGUAGUGUAUCUGCAUAAGCACAGCAUUGUUCAUCGCGAUUUGAAACCUGAAAACCUUCUUCUCGAGUCUAAGGCCAGAGAUGCAUUGAUUAAAAUUGUCGAUUUCGGUCUCUCUGCCCACUAUGAAGCUGGAGGGAAAAUGAGGGAAAGACUCGGCACUGCAUAUUAUAUCGCUCCAGAAGUUCUGAGGAAGAAGUACGACGAAAAGUGCGACGUUUGGUCUUGUGGUGUUAUUUUGUAUAUUCUUCUCUGUGGGUAUCCGCCAUUUGGAGGUCAAACAGAUCAGGAGAUAUUAAAGCGUGUUGAGAGAGGGAAGUUUUCGUUUGAAAUGCCUGACUGGGGCCACGUAUCGGAAGAAGCAAAGGAUUUAGUGCGGCGUAUGCUUACCUACGACCCGACUAAAAGAAUAUCUGCAGAUGAAUGUUUGCAUCAUCCGUGGAUUGUCAAAUUUUCUGCUGAAAAGGACACUGAUAUGCCCAAGCAUGCACUCACUGGAGCCCUAGGAAACAUGAAGAAAUUCCAAGCAACUCAGAAGCUGGCCCAAGCAGCAAUGUUGUUUAUGGGGUCGAAGCUAACGACAGUAGAGGAGACGAAAGAGCUGACGACUAUCUUCAGAGCUCUUGAUAAGAACGGUGAUGGACAGCUUGAUAGAAAAGAAUUAAUUGAAGGGUAUAGAAAGCUCCUCGAGUGGAAGGGAGAGUCUGGAGAAGUGGAUGAAGCGACGAUUGAAGCGGAGGUCGAUCAAAUCCUCGCAACUGUCGACUUUGAUAAAAAUGGAUAUAUUGAAUACUCAGAAUUCGUCACGGUUUGCAUGGAUAAGCAGCUGCUGCUCUCCCGCGAGCGGCUGCUGCAGGCAUUUCAACAGUUUGAUAGCGACGGCUCAGGGAAGAUCACCAAUGACGAAUUAGCAAAGCUUUUCGGAAUAACGGCCAUUGACGAUAAGGCUUGGCACGAGGUGCUCGCAGAGUGCGACAAAAACAACGAUGGAGAGGUUGACUUUGACGAGUUUGUAGAAAUGAUGCAAAAAAUAUGCGACGUGAAAGUGCGGAACUAA